Corythoichthys intestinalis (scribbled pipefish) is the source of this 4607-nucleotide messenger RNA. RefSeq names its product CREB regulated transcription coactivator 1b (gene crtc1b). The transcript is spliced from 14 exons. Gene Ontology annotation, molecular function: cAMP response element binding protein binding. Lineage: Eukaryota; Metazoa; Chordata; Actinopteri; Syngnathiformes; Syngnathidae. Gene Ontology annotation, cellular component: nucleus; cytoplasm. Gene Ontology annotation, biological process: positive regulation of transcription by RNA polymerase II; protein homotetramerization. The record is from RefSeq and is a predicted model, not a curated record. Bases 253 to 2049 code for a protein of 598 amino acids.
ACCGCCUCUGAGUGGGAAUCGAUGCUAUGCAGCCCGCGCUGAAUUCAGGCGAAUAUACCACUACUCCACCAUCAGCGACGUGUGGUCAUCCAGAUAAGCAAAAUGCUGGCAUAUUGACAACAAAAAGGUAGGCGUUAACGCAUCGGGCGUCCCCGCCUUCCCGCGUUCGAGAUGCCGUCUGUGCGUGAUGACGACAUGAGAAGGCCCCAGCGUGGUGCGUAACGUAACAUUCCAUUCAGAGAAGAGGGAAAGAUGGCGUCCUCUAACAAUCCUCGCAAAUUUAGCGAAAAAAUUGCUUUGCAUAACCAGAAACAAGCGGAAGAAACUGCAGCAUUCGAAGAAGUCAUGAAAGACCUGAACAUCACCAGAGCUGCACGGUUGCAGUUACAGAAGACCCAGUAUUUGCAACUAGGGCAGAAUCGUGGACAGUACUAUGGAGGCUCACUGCCCAAUGUCAAUCAGAUUGGAAAUGGCAACAUUGACCUGCCUUUUCAGAAUUCUGUGUUGGACACCAGUCGCACAACCAGGCACCACGGUUUGGUGGAUCGUGUUUACCGUGACCGAAAUCGCAUCACGUCUCCCCACCGCCGACCUCUUUCAGUUGACAAACAUGGACGCCAAAUCGACAGCUGCCCCUACAGCUCAGUUUACCUUUCCCCACCACCGGACACAAGCUGGAGAAGGACAAAUUCAGACUCUGCCUUACACCAGAGUACUAUGAAUCCGAAACCUCAAGAGGUGUUUGCUGGAGGAUCACAGGAGCUUCAACCUAAACGAGUGCCUGGGACAGAGAGCUUGGAGACAAAUGCAGACAACGGUGCACAGAAACAGCUAUGGGAUGACAAAAAGGUGGAUUCACCAAACCAGACCACAUGUGAUGUGCCAGGUAUCAACAUUUUCCCAUCACCAGACCAGGAACCAAACCCUGUGGUGCUGCCGGCUGCACAUAACACAGGCGGCUCUUUGCCUGAUCUCACCAACAUCCAGUUCCCUCCCCCUCUGUCCACCCCACUGGACCCUGAAGACACAGUUGCCUUCCCAUCCCUCAGCUCGUCCAAUAGCACAGGCAGUCUGACGACCAACCUCACCCAUCUAGGCAUCAGUGCAGCCAGCCAUGGGAUCACUACUUCCUCCCAGCCAACGAUGACUGUAACAGAACAGCGACGCCAGCCACCCGUGGUGCCACUUACACUAACCACUGACCUCCGUCUUCAGAACUCCACACAGCAGUUAUCACCCACACUCUCAUCACCUGUUAACAUCACUCAGAUAUUUCCAACAGAACAGCAAAGCCUGGAGCAACAGCUUUCCCAGUUUCCUCUUUUCAACCAUCUGAGUGCUCAGGCCCAAGCUCAGCUGCUCAGCGACCUGCAGAAGCAACCACCCCAGGGUAUCCAGCUCAUCACCUUGCCUACUCCACCCGCCACAGUCCCCGCUACUGCCAACAGCCCAUCCUCGGACAGCCAGACCUCAGCCAGUAUCAGCUCGUAUCGCAAUCAGACUGGCUCACCAGCCACUCAGUCUCCAACCUCCCCAGUCUCCAAUCAAGGCUUCUCCCCUGGCGGCUCUCCUCAACACAUUCCUGUGGUGGGCAGCAUAUUUGGCGACUCCUUCUAUGAUCAACAGGUGGCAUCAAGGCAGACCAACGCUCUGUCUCACCAGUUGGAGCAGUUCAACAUGAUUGAGAACCCCAUAAGUUCAACCAACCUGUACACGCAGUGCUCCACCCUCAACUAUACUCAAGCUGCAAUGAUGGGUCUUAGCAGCAGCAGCCUACAAGACUCUCAGCAACUUGGCUACAGUAGCCAUGGCAACAUUCCCAACAUAAUCCUAACAGUCACAGGUGAGUCUCCGCCGAGCCUCUCCAAAGAGCUCACCAAUUCGCUGGCAGGCGUUGGUGAUGUCAGCUUUGAUGCAGACUCUCAGUUCCCUCUGGACGAGCUAAAGAUUGACCCCCUCACCCUGGAUGGGCUGCACAUGCUCAAUGACCCCGACAUGGUGCUUGCUGACCCCGCCACCGAGGACACAUUCAGAAUGGACAGGCUGUGACGUGACACACUGAUUGACUUGGCGGUGAGCAACAAAUAGAUUGAAACUCUUAACUUGUGAAUGGAGAAGGAGAGACAAAGGGCAGGGCUGAACCCUCUCCCUUGUUGCAUGGCCAUCCAGCGGUCCGACCUCGCCCUCGACUCCGUAAAAGCCCUUUGACACAAUGAUGCGCCACCAAAAGACUGCAGGGAAAAGGAUGUCGUGUGGCUUCUGGCGAAUGGCCUCGCUGUCCUUUUUAAGAGAUUGGUCGCUCAGCGCUUUCGCUAGCACGGCUGUGUUUACAGUGUACCAUUAAAUGCCACAUAUAUUCCAAAAACGCACAUUUUUUUCUAUUCAUACUCACUUGAAUAUUUCUUUUUGUUUCUAUUUGUUUGUAGCAGGAAGCUGCAGAGACAUUAAACUAAACCAUGCGUAUCAUAUUGGCCAUGUUAAGAGGGGGAAAAAAUGUGUUGGUUUUCCUACCUGCGUCAACUUGGUCAGGUAUUCAACAGCUAUCACACUCAAAGCUUUAUUUUUGACAACCAAAUGUUUUCUCAAUCAUGCACUGUGUGUUUUGAUGCUGUUUGUAAUGAUGUAUUUUGUUAUAAUUUAUUUAUGUAUUUGUUUAUUUGAAUAUUUGUUCAGUUUCCCAAAUGCUCUCAGUAGGCAUAGUGUAAAAUUGCACUGAUGUAAUUCGUUUAUUUAUGAAUUUUGAACAUAUUUCAAUUGUAUCUGUGUUUAAGCUACUUGUUUUUUGAAGGAGUGCAAAACCUCCCCAUAGUUGCUUUUCAGUAUUUGUUGUGCCAUAUUUGUUGCUGUAGCCCAGAAGUGACGUUCAAAUCAUUCUGCCUUGUGCCGAAAAACACAAAGGCUCCAAAAGCAGGGUUGUUUUUAGAAGAUCAGGUAAAACCACUUAACUGGAAAGCAUAAUUAACUCUUUUUGAAAAAGAAAAGCCAACAGACUGGUCUUUCAGGGAAGGAAGCUGUCUGUUUUUAAACCGACUAACUCUAAUCCUAAAUCUUUUUGAAGUCGUCACUGUGAAAAUCACCUGAUUUUGCCUUACAUGAGUAUUCUACUGUUAAGUGUCUAACGUUAUAUUUUCAUAACUUCUUGUAACAUUUUAUCGUAUUUGACAGAGGCAUAUGUUUUGUUCAGUGCUUUUUGUGAUUAUGUUGUGUAAGGUCUGACAAAUCAAUGUACUGUAUUUUGUAGCGGUACACUUUAUAGCCACAUUAUUGGUGUUUUAUGAAGUGGAUGGGGGGGGCGUGGUCAAAAGUGAACUGCAAAUAUGGGGAGGCUUUUUGCUCCUUAAAAGGGAAGCUCUAACAAAAACACUGAUCAACGUAACCACAGUAGGCAGACUGCGCAUGCCAAUGGGCGUUUUCAUACCAAUGUGCAAUUCUUAGAAAAUAUUUAUAUUACCUCUAUUGAGAGUUUCUUCACAUAGGAAACUGAAAGGCCUGGAUAAAACGGUCUUUCUUAGAAACAUUUAGCAUAUUUAGAUGUACAUUAUAUAAUGGGCCAUUUUUCACCAGACAGAUUUCCAUUUCAUGUUGUAACCAACAAGAAUGGUCACUAAACAAUCAGGGAUAUGGUCAAUUCAAGAACUGUUUACAGAUGUUCCAAUUAAUGUUUACAAAGAGUUUAUCUAACUACAGUAACAUCAGCUCGCUCUAUAUUCAGACUGAGCUGAAAACGACCCAUGGUGGCCUUUUGUCAGAGUUUCCCUGAGAGUUGUUUCUUGCGCAGUGUGACCUUGUUUUGUAUAUUCUUGCAUUUGUGUACAGACAUGCUGAUCAUUUGUGCUUAUUGCUCAACUCUUGGGAUCGUGUGCCGGCUCCACGAUCAUGUGGGUGUCACUGCAGUCUUCUUACUGUUUAAGCAUGGGUCUGCUGUUCUGUGAACAGACAUGUGGUUCCUAUGCAAACGAGACUAAAACAUGGUGUUGAAAGGAAAGAUCCAUCUUGGGUUUCCACAUGCAGUCUGGCAUAUUUCAGUAGAAAGUCUGUUAAGUCCCAAUUUCCAUCCACUGAGCUGUUUUACUAUGGUAUAUUAUGGUAAAUACUGGAGCAUGUGUUGGGUCCUCAAGUGCUUUGGAGGCUAGCUGCUUGUUAAUGUUGCUUUAGAAGGAACGCAAGUUUGACAUUAGUCCUUUUAGAUUGCUAAGGCCAAUCGAGAUAGUGUUCAAGCACACAAAAAAGAAUUGGAAAAGUGUGCUUCGGCAAGAUGCAGUUGCUCAAGAUCAUGUUUAUGCAGCAUCACCUUGAUGGAAUAGAUAUGAUUGUUCAACAUCACAGUCAUUGAGGACCAAGAGCUAUAACUGCGCAUCGGCAUGAAGCAAUGCAUGACCUGUUAUCCAGUAAUAAAUAUUUUGCCCACUGAACCCCUUUAACUUUACACUUGAUGCAAUCGUUUUUGGGACAAAAAGCCUAGACAUGUAAAGAAAACCUAAGCUGGAUUUUUCUUAAGACAUGUUCCUUGCCUUUGUCUUUCAAGAUGAACAAUGGCAGCCUUUAGAACGUCUCCCGUCGUUUCUGUCUGUAAUGCUCAAUAAUCCUUAUUGUACCUUGUACAUAUA